This is a messenger RNA of Laccaria bicolor S238N-H82, 1038 nucleotides long. RefSeq lists its product as uncharacterized. NCBI's taxonomy places the organism in Eukaryota, Fungi, Basidiomycota, Agaricomycetes, Agaricales, Hydnangiaceae. The record is from RefSeq and is a predicted model, not a curated record. The transcript is spliced from 15 exons. Bases 1 to 1038 code for a protein of 345 amino acids.
AUGGCAAACAUAAUGAGAAAUAUGCCUUACGUUCGACUUGGUUCCUCGGGUUUGAAGGUGUCGAAACUCAUCCUUGGAUGCAUGUCAUACGGAUCACCCGAGUGGCAAGGUUGGGUCCUUCCAGAGGAGGAGUCAAUCAAGCACAUAAAGGCCGCAUAUGAUGCUGGGAUCAACACUUUUGACACGGCGAACGUGUAUUCAAAUGGGCAAUCAGAAAUAGUUUUGGGGAAGGCGAUCAAGCAACUCAAGCUUCCCAGAGACGAGAUUGUGGUUAUGACGAAGGUUUUCUAUACCGUUGGAAAGACUGUCAACACCCCUUACUUGGUCGGUGAUGAGCUAGAGAGGCAGGGCUACGUUAAUCAGCAUGGGCUAAGCCGCAAGCAUGUCUUCGAAUCUAUUAAGCGCAGUCUAGAGCGUCUCCAACUGGAUUAUGUUGACGUCCUUCAAUGCCAUCGGUUCGAUGCCGACACCCCGAUCGCUGAAACAAUGCAAGCUCUUCACGAUGUUGUUCAGGCUGGAUAUGUUCGCUACAUUGGGAUGUCGUCGUGUUGGGCCUGGCAAUUCCAUGCCAUGCAAAACUACGCUAUUAACAACAAAUUGACCCCGUUUAUCUCCAUGCAAAACCACUACAAUCUGCUUUAUCGAGAGGAAGAGCGAGAGAUGUUUCCGACUCUCAAGCACCUUGAGGUUGGUUCAAUCCCCUGGUCGCCACUUGCCCGUGGGGUUCUUACUCGGCCACUCUGGAAGGAGACAACUCGCAGCAGUAUCGACGGAUGGGUCAAGGGAUAUACCAAUGAAGGGGUUGCUAGUAUCGUUGAGCGUGUCGAGAAAAUCGCCAAAGCACGUGAGGUAACAAUGGCCCAAGUGGCGCUGGCUUGGGUUAUGAACCGCGAAGGUGUGACAGCCCCAAUUGUCGGGACAAGCUCUCUAGAAAAUCUGCAUGAUUUGUUGGGUGCUGUCAACCUCAAGCUCACAGAAGAGGAGAUGAAGGAACUCCAAGAUCCUUAUCGGCCGCAAGGUGUAUUUGGCCACACUUAG